GUGUGUGUGUGUGUGUGUGUGUGUGUGUGUGUGUGUGUGUGUGUGUGUGUGUGUGUGUGUGGACUGAGCUGGAGGACGUUGUGUCGUCGUGUCGCAGAUAAAAACUAACGAUGUCUUCAGCUGAGACAGAGACGUCGAGGUCCGACGUCCUCAAAGAUCUGUCACUGCAACAUGUCUGUAAGGAGGAAGAGGAGGCAUUUACUGACCAGAGGAACUCCAGUCUGGACCAGGAGGAACCAGAACCUCCACAGAUUAAGGAGGAACCAGAGGAACCAGAACUUCUACAGAUUAAAGAGGAAGAGUUGGAGCAGUUUGCACUGAAGCAGGAGGCUGAUUCCUUCCUGGAGACGCCUACUGAUGAGGAAAGUGAUCCCAGCGAACCAGAACCAAACCGGGACCAGCUCCUCUCUCACAUUUCUCCUGGAGCUGAGAGCCCAGAUCAGGGAGGAGUCGAGCAUGUGGACUCAGGAUCCACCAGAAACGAAGAGCUGAGUCCAAAGAAGAGACGUCGCAGAGACACGAGUCGCAGUAAGAAUGUAGACGACGGUCACAUCCCAGAGAGUCGGAGUGAUACUGACGCAGGUAAAAAGUCUGUGACAUGUGACGUCUGUGGAAAAGUCUUCAGGUUUAAGUCCAAGAUGAAGAUUCACUACAGAAGUCACACAGGUGAGAAACCGUACUCGUGUGAAACAUGUGGUAAAAGUUUUAGGUAUCAGUACGACGUGAAAAUCCACAUGAGGGCUCACACCGGCGAGAAGCCGUACCUUUGCAAAACCUGCGGGAAGACGUUUUUCGACUUGUCCGAAUUCACGCAGCACACGGCGGCGCACAGAGACGAGAAGCCGUACUGCUGUGAAAUAUGCGAGAGGCGGUUCAGCCUGAGGCAUCACCUGAACGUCCACAUGAGGGCUCACACCGGAGAGAAGCCGUACUCCUGCAAAAUAUGCGGCGAGAGCUUCACUCACAGCGGAGGCUUGACCUUCCACAUGAGAAUUCACACCGACGACAAGUCGUCCUCUUGUGAGACAUGUGGCAAAACCCUCAGCGAAAGAAUCCAGGAGACCGUUCGGAAGAGUUCGCAGGCAGGCGAGAAACCAUCACCGUGCUCAACAUGCAGCUCCAGAGAGUCAGUAUCAGAGAGUCAGUGUGACACCGACACAGGCAAGAAGUCUGUGAUCUGUGACGUCUGUGGGAAAGGCUUCAAGUUUAUGUAUCUAAUGAAGAUACACCACAGGACUCACACGGGCGAGAAGCCGUUCUCCUGUGAAACGUGUGGUAAAAGUUUCAGUCGCAGUAGUCACCUGAACGCUCACAUGAGGACUCACACAGGUGAGAAGCCGUAUAGUUGUGAAACUUGCGGGAAGCGAUUCAGUCAAAGUGUUAACUUGACCGUCCACAUGAGGACUCACUCCGGCGAGAUGCCGUACAGCUGUGAAAUGUGCGGUCAAUAUUUUAGGUACAAGUACGACCUGAAAGUCCACGUGGGAACUCACACGGGUGAGACGCCUUACUCCUGCAAAAUCUGUGGGAAAAAGUUCUUCGACUUGUCGGUGUUCACGAAGCAUUCGACGAUCCACACCAGUGAGAAGCCGCACUGCUGCAAAACGUGUGGGAAAUGCUUCAGCCGCAGCAGCAAUUUGAUCUCGCACAUGAGGACUCACACGGGCGAGAAGCCGUUCACCUGUGAAAUGUGCGGGAAGAAAUUUAGGUACAACUGCGCCUUAAAGGUCCACAUGAGAAUCCACACGGGCCAGAAGCCGUACUGCUGCAAAACCUGCGGGAAGCGUUUCAGUCACUGCGGCAGUUUGGUCGGACACAUAAAGACUCACACCGGCGAGAAGCCUUACUCUUGCAAAGUGUGCGGGAAACGAUUCAGUCGGAAUAUCCACUUAACCGUGCACACGAGGACGCACACGGGGGAGAAACCGUACUCUUGUAAAACCUGCGGUAAAAGUUACCGGCGGAGUUGGACUCUGCUGCAGCAUAAGAGGUCGCACACGGGCGAGAGGCCGUACUGGUGCGAAACAUGCGGCAAAACCUUCAGCAAGAGCCACAGUCUGCUCGUCCACAUGAAGACACACUCAGCUCAGAGGACACAGUCCUGAAACAACGGGGAUACGUGACGUGGAGAACCACAGAGGACCCACAUAGAUUCCCUGAGGAACUCCACCAUCAAUCUGGUGAAGACUUUGUUCCAAUGUUUGUUAAACUGAGAUUUUCUAAACUGUUGUCUAGAAGAAAAAAAAGAAAUUUAAAAAAUCAGUGUUUCAGAUCGGACUGUGCUUCAGCCGUCAUGUGACUUAUAGGUGAACUGUGCAGUAGGUUUGUGGUGAAUCAUCCAGAAGCACUUUGAAUAUUUAUAUAUCCACACGAUAUAUCUCAUGUUUAUUCCAUAUCUUUAUAUUCUUACAUCUUGUAGCAUAAAAAUGAAUCAAAACAUCAGCACGAGACCUGAAAGUAGUUAAAGAGAACCCAGAAAUCAGAAUCAGAGACAAAUAUUGUAGUAAAAUGGUCCAUUCUUCCAUAUCUGAGCGAGUCCUUUAGACUAAAUGUUCCUGGUAACAGCUGAUCAGGGUCUAAUCUGAUCCCAUUCAGAUCAGAACCAGGUGGGUUGUGAGAUGUUGGUGGUUUCCUCUCAUCAGCUGAUGCUCCAACAUUUCUACUGG
This is a messenger RNA of Mugil cephalus (flathead mullet), 2666 nucleotides long. RefSeq names its product zinc finger protein 883-like. The transcript is spliced from 2 exons. The record is from RefSeq and is a predicted model, not a curated record. NCBI's taxonomy places the organism in Eukaryota, Metazoa, Chordata, Actinopteri, Mugiliformes, Mugilidae. Bases 111 to 2105 code for a protein of 664 amino acids.